GUGCGUAAGCAUUUGCGGCCUACGCGAAGAUACUAUAAAAUCCUCAAAGAUACUUGCCCCCCUUAUUACUCUCCCCGAAUGGCCGAACCCAGCUUCGCAAUCAUCCAAGUUCUAACCUCCUCCAUUUUAUUUCUCCGGCAGCCGUCUUAGAGCUCAGUACCUCAUGUUUUUUCUGCAUUAAAAAUCUGGAAAUUUUGAUGGCUGCUCGCGUCUUUCUCUUCCAAUUUUUCUCUAUCAGGUAGUAGCAGUGUAGUGUAAUACGGGAGAUGGAAGAAGAGCCGGGGCAGCUGAGAAGGGCUUUUGUUGAUGCCACGGCUGGGGCAAUCUCUGGUGCUAUAUCAAGGACGGUGACAUCUCCACUUGAUGUAAUUAAGAUUAGAUUUCAGGUUCAGUUAGAACCUACUGUUCAGUGGGCCUUGCUUCAGAAGAACCCAUAUCCAUCAUCUAAGUACACUGGGAUGCUGCAAGCGGCCAAGGAUAUCUUCAGAGAGGAAGGGUUGCGGGGAUUUUGGCGUGGUAAUGUUCCAGCCCUACUUAUGGUAAUGCCAUAUACUGCCAUACAAUUCACGGUGCUGCAUAAAUUGAAAACCUUUGCUUCUGGAUCUUCAAAUUCAGACGACCAUAUUAAUUUGAGUCCAUAUCUAUCAUAUAUCAGUGGGGCAUUCGCAGGCUGUGCAGCAACGGUCGGAUCCUAUCCAUUUGAUCUGCUAAGAACCAUUUUAGCUUCACAAGGGGAGCCAAAGGUUUACCCGAGCCUGAGAUCCGCGUUUGUUGAUAGCCUUGAAACUCGUGGUAUUCGAGGUCUAUAUUCUGGAUUGAGUCCUACCCUAGUUGAGAUCAUUCCCUAUGCUGGUCUGCAGUUUGGUACAUAUGAUACAUUCAAGCGCUGGACAAUGGCUUGGAACCGUAGAUCAUCAAAUACGAGCAACACUGAUGAUUCUCUUUCACGCUUCCAGCUUUUUCUAUGUGGAUUAGCAGCUGGGACAUGUGCAAAAGUUGUUUGUCAUCCCCUUGAUGUAGUGAAGAAGAGGUUUCAGAUUGAAGGACUAAAGAGGCAUCCAAGAUAUGGUGCUCAAGUCAAGCUUAAUGCCUACAGAAAUAUGUAUGAUGCUCUCAGUCGCAUUGUACUCCAGGAGGGAUGGGCAGGACUUUAUAAAGGCAUUGUCCCAUCAGUUAUUAAAGCUGCACCGGCAGGUGCUGUAACCUUUGCUGCUUAUGAAUUCACAUCAGAUUGGUUAGAAACGAUUUUAACAUGAACUCAACUCUGCUUUGCUUCCUCUUUUACUUUCCCAUCUGCUGGGAUCAGUUUAUAGCUUUUAACUGUUUUUUCCCCUCCUCACCUCGGAGGGUGGGGUUGUUUAUACUGCUGAACCUCACUGGUGUUUGAUACUUCAUAGUCAUAGAAAAGGAAAAGAAAGGAAAGAUUAUACGGAGUACAUAAUGAUAUAAUAUGUUUCCCAGAGUUGUGGCUGCCUUUGGGCAAGAAGAAUUAAUACAAGAAGCUCAAUGGGUC
Molecule: messenger RNA, 1513 nt
Organism: Cuscuta europaea
Lineage: Eukaryota; Viridiplantae; Streptophyta; Magnoliopsida; Solanales; Convolvulaceae
Source: the annotation of a GenBank genome assembly